This is a messenger RNA of Zerene cesonia (dogface butterfly), 2671 nucleotides long. Its product is annotated as MAPK-interacting and spindle-stabilizing protein-like. The record is from RefSeq and is a predicted model, not a curated record. The transcript has 6 exons. NCBI's taxonomy places the organism in Eukaryota, Metazoa, Arthropoda, Insecta, Lepidoptera, Pieridae. Bases 373 to 1053 code for a protein of 226 amino acids.
ACGUCAAUAUGACAUUCCUGACAGCUCAAAUUUGACAACUUGACACAAACAAAACGGGAGCAGCGAUUUAGGGCUAGGCAACUGAGGUGGUUUUUGUUGAUAAAUGAUAAUUCACUCGUAUUCAAAUACAGGUACAAUAAAACUUACGUCUGAUAUACUAGGGAAUAAUUAAGUGCCAGCACAAAUUUACGUGCCUAGUAAAUUAUUUUUCUAAAUUAUUCAGUGAAUUCGCAUACGUAGUAGCGUUCAAUAAACAAGACUAUUUUUUAUCGGGGAAAUCCUAUAUUAUUAUUGCGUUCGUGAUAUAAUUCAACUUCGUCCGUGCCGUAUCAUUGUUAAAGAUGCGAUUCAGCUCAUACAGCUGAGCGUAUUAUGUUCGAUACUAAAGAAUUUGAUGACGAUUUUGAUAGCUUCUUUAAGGAGAAGAGGUUCGACCGCAGUGCCAUGAAUAUGUCGACGAUCGCGCUGGCGGUGGUUGGCGUGGUGCUGGUGCUGCUGGUGCUCGGCUGCUGCUGCCGCCGCCGCAGAAACCGCGGACAAGUGCUCACGCCGGCCACAGUGACGACGACGACGAUCACGACGCAGCCGGCGCCCUACCCGCAGCAGCAGUACGCGCCGCCGCAGCCCUACCCCGUUGUAACACAGUACCCGGCUCAAUCCGCGAGCGUGCCGUACCCGGCGGCGUACCCCGCGGGUGCCCCGUACCCGACCGGCUCGUACCCUGCUGGCACGGGCGGUACGGGCGCACCGUACCCUACUGGCGGGGCCCCGUACCCAACUGGUGGGGCCCCAUACCCUACAGGCGGGGCUCCUUACCCCGCUAGUGGGGCGGCGUACCCUACUGGCGGAGCCCCUUACCCUACCGGCGGAGCCCCGUACCCUACUGGUGGAGCCCCAUACCCGACUGGCGGGGCGCCCUUCGCACAACCCAGUGCACCUGAAGCUAGUGCUUUCAUUGGUAUAGCGGCGCCAGGUUGGCAUCCUCAAGCGCUACCGCCGUCUUACGACCAGGCAGUGGGUAAACAGACGAACAUAUACACGGGCACACACUAGUUCAGUGAACCAUGUGAUAUUCGCGUACCUCUACGAACUGCCGAAUGCGUCUAUAAACUGAAGCUGGCCCGCACUUGAAUUCACGUAUUUGUGUGAUAGAUGUCGAAUUUAUUUUGGAUGAUUCUCACAAUAGAGGUUACGUUAUUUUUUUUUAACUAUUGUGAUAUUGUUAUUUGUAUAUGUAUGUAUAAAAUGUGUCGUACACAUUUCUUCUUGAGAUUUGGAAUGUUUUUUUUUUUUUCGCGCAUUGAGCCAGCUUCAGUUUGUAACAUUGUAUUUUUUGAAUAUUUGUAAGAUAUUAUGUAGGCAUUUAACAAGUAAGUUUAAUUACUGUGAAAUUUUAACACGAUGUAAUUAUAAAAAUGUUGUUUAAAUAUGGUUGAACUUAUAAAGCAGCGAAAUUAAAUGUUAUGUAUUAAGUAAUCGGUAAUUUCGUAUUAUAUUACUAACACACGCAGGUUCGGACGUCUUCUGUGAUUACAAUUUAAUUUCGUUGUUUUACACAUGUCGCCGUGAGAUUGUAAAAAUCGUUUGUUUAUAAUCUAAUUCGCGUGAUUGAAAACUGUCAGAUAUUUGUUGAUUGUAAUUAUAUUUUUUAAUGUAAUCGUUAUAUACGUAUUUGCAAUUACAACGCAUUAUUUUAUGUUAUAUUAUAUAGUAUAAACGUACAUUAGAUGAUAUAUAGUGAAACCGUUAAUAUGUGAAAUGGCAAUCGAAGGACCGCACCUCGCGCGCUGCUUGGUGGGACGGAUACAAACGAUCAAUAGGUCUGAUGUCGAAAGUUUAGUUCCCAAACUUCCUAUAUCUGUAUGGUUUUUAAAAUGAACCGAACCUAACUUUACCCAUCGUAUCCGUUCAUCCUAACAGUCGGUCGUCCGUCGGUUCAUACGCUAUCGGUUACAGUUCGACAGUUUAUAAUCUGACGGUGUUUACAAUUUUACGGUGACGUACAUAUAUCUGAAUAAAUACUUUAUUUCCAAUGAUACAGGUACAUGCUUUGUCCAGCCGUUUAUAUAUUUACAAGAAAUAUACCCUCCUAUAAAACAUCGACUUAAAUACUUGUACCAUAAUAGUUAUAUAUUCUCAUAAAUAAAUCAUAUGCUGUUGUAAAUUCAUUAUAUAAUUUAAGUAUAAAUAAAUAAUUUAUUGUUUUUUCCUGCAUUUGAACGUUAAAUAACUUAAAGACAGUUAUAAUACGAAAGAAGUAAAUAUUACGUAAACUAUACAAAUACUUAGUAAUACAAAUAGAUAAUGCGUAGAAUAUGCGAUAUACAGAUUAUACAUAACUUUAUUGAUGUCAUCUUUUUACCUCCAUUUUUAGAACGUAUCGCUCUAUUUCGAAAAAAAAAAAUAGCUCAAUCUGUCGAUUUUAUCUUCCGUAGUUGCGAUGAUAACUUUAUAUAGAAGCUGCAACGCGAUUGACCACGUGUCAGCAGGCAUUUUUUGGUAGAAAUUGCAGAACUGUCGACUUAAGAAAUGUUACGUUUGGAACUAAAAUGAAUAUUAUUUUGUGUGCUAACGUUUGGUUUGAUUUCGUUUCGUUACAGGAUGUUUUCUCUCUUUUUAGCUACGUGUAGAUAUUCAGUGUAUCGACACGUUGACGAGUUGCCGAGCAAAA